GAGGAAAGUUCAAGUGAUAGUUAUUUUUAUUUCAUAAUAUAUAGUAUAAAUAUAACAUACAUAAGGAACGGGUGAAAGAUGUAAUACACUCUGACUGACUCCACUCGUGUAGCUUAGGUUAAUGGCCGCCUCCGUGUGUUGACAUGAGUACCGAAGGUGGCGUUGAGUGUUUCUGUGUUUUCUAAUUUUCUAAAGUUAAAAUGGGCAAAGUCAAACAGAGGAGGCAACGCAAUGCGCGAUUUAAUCCCUUAGGGUUAUCCGAAGCUGUUGCAAGUGACAAUGUGGUGGCGGUUGGUGCAAAUGAGGAGGAUUCUGGUGACAUUACCCCUGGCGGCUUGAAGAUCAUCGGUGAGAGGGGAUACUCAUGAACAUCGGUUAUUGUUCCAGCACAGAAAGUAAUUUCCAGUUAUUUUUACAGUUAUUAGCAUCCAUAUUAGAAAGAGAUACUUUAGUUCAUACAAUAGAAUAUGCUGCACAGUCUGGCUCUGCUGACUCGAAGCCAUCUUUGAUUCCCCAAGAUCUUGAACACCUCAUUGUAGCUCAACAGCUUUGCCUGGAGAUACUAUCAAACAUAUGUUGUUCUGAAGAUGAUGAUGAUGAUGAAUGGAAUGACAGUGAAAUUGUUUCUGAUGAUGAGAUUGGAGAUGCAGAAGAAUCAAUGGACUUUGGAAACAAAUCUGUUUUGUCACCAGAGGUUCAAGAAGGCAUGAAACAUUUCAACCUAUUUCAGUUAAGUUUAAGGAAGGUUCAGUACCCAGAUGAAAAUACAUGUCAAGCCUUACAAAACUUGAAAUAUGGCCCAUCUCUUCUGUCCAAACUGAGAACCUUACAAGUUCGUGCAUUGUUAUCUCUUCAGAAUAUGAUAAGCGCCCUUGACUUAAAUGAUAUUGGCGGCAGUGAUUUGAUGUAUCAGACUUGGAUAAAUUUAGGUACUAUGGUCUUCGGAAAUACUUGUGAAGAUAGUAUGUUGGAAGCAGCCACAGGUACAAUGCGUGCAAUAAUGGAAAAAUUAAGUCGAGACAAAUGCGAAAAACUAGCCGAGAUAAGUCUACAAGAUAUAAAGGUAAUAUUGGAAGCUGGAGUAUCGUGUACUAUAGCUAGUGUUAGAGGAAACUUAGGAAGAAUGAUUGGAACACUUGGAUGCCUUUUAGUGUCACAGAAUACUGAGGAUUCCCUUUAUACUGAUGAAAGGACACUUGUUCUCAGUGCCAUUACCGAGUUUCUCCUUAAGGUUGCAGCUCAGGAUACUGAACUAUGGGUUUCUGCAGAAGCUUUAGAUGUUAUUAUUGAUCUCUACUCAGAUGACAAGACUGAUAGACUUGCAUAUCAAACAUGUUUGGUUGAUAGUCUGAAGGAAAUACAGCCAAACUUUAAAUCAAAAUAUCAGAAGCAGAAGAAGAGGUUGGGUGACCACGGUGCGCUAGUCAUGACUGUAAAAGACAACUUACUGGCAUUCAUCAAAUACAAAGGUCCAAGAGCCUUGAAACACAGAAAUGCUUGAAGGAGUAUGGUAGUAUUAAUCCUUUUAAAAUUGUUAUUUAAAGAUUAUUUAUAGCAAGGAUUCUACUUUGCAUAGCCUUUAUUGGAUCUUGUUUAAUAUGUGGAACAUAUUUAUCUUGACAGUCAUAUUUUUUAUAAAUGAUGAGUGUUAGAAUACAUUUACCAGAUUAUAUAUUUGACAGCUGUGUCUUUAGUUGAAAUAUUCAAUUAACAUUUAAAUUGCUGUAGAUGCUUUGUUCAUAUGAAAUUUCCAUUACAGUUCUAAAUUAUAUAAGCAACAAAUCACCUCGAUUCACUCAGUAAUGUGAUGUAUGGAAUAGGCUCAGGCCUUUACGAAGAUGGUAUUCGGUUUAAUGUCAGUGUAUUAUACAUGUUGGUUGGUAUACUGAUGUAUUUUUAUGCUUCUUAUACAAUUUCUGUUAUUAAAUUUGUUAGUGAUGAAUUUGCAUUGUUUGGCAGAGGCUAUUCCAUAUUAAUUUUAUAGUUUACGUAUGGAUGAGCAUGUAUAAGUAACAACUUAUUUUCACAUUUACAAACUUGUGUUAAUGUAUUUUAAGGUUUCUAAAUAAACUUUGUUACUUUUGAGAAA
Messenger RNA from Macrobrachium nipponense, 2089 nucleotides. RefSeq names its product HEAT repeat-containing protein 3-like. Gene Ontology annotation, biological process: protein import into nucleus; ribosomal large subunit biogenesis. Lineage: Eukaryota; Metazoa; Arthropoda; Malacostraca; Decapoda; Palaemonidae. The record is from RefSeq and is a predicted model, not a curated record.